CUGGUUGGUAAUCCCAUCUAACUGUUGCCCUUAAAUUAGCUGGUGCUCGAAUUGGUCCUUUACGUACCAUACCACUGGAAGCAUUUCCAGCAGCUGUGUCCUUUUUCUUAUAAUAUUGAGCAUAGUUAUUUAUACCCCUAUAAAUUUUAUCAUCUUCCUUUCCUUCAAGUUCCUAGAAAUAAUGGUAAUAUAUUAAACUUGAUUAUCUUUCAUUUGUCUUACUAUGUAUGUAAAUACCUCAUUUAUCUUUUGAGCCUUCUCAAAUAUAGCUUGAGCAUCUUUGUCCUUUUCAGUUUCUGUUUCUAAAAUUGCUGUUGCUCCUUGAUCGCUUGGCCCAGCUGGCAUAGGGGUUCGUGUACUUUUGUAUGAAACUGUGAUGCUUUCAUCUUCACUAGUAUCAUUGUCAAUAUCUUUUUCUUGAUCUUUCAACCUUUUUGUGUUAGUCUGUAAAAGACUGUAUUUACAAAACUUUUCACGUUCACUAACAUAUGAAUGUUUCUUCAGUACAAAUGAUACCAUAUUGUUUGUCAACACAUGUAUCUGUUGAUGUAUUAAAAUUUCUGUAACUUACACUUUGUUUCAUAGGAUUGUUACCAUCGUGUUUCCUCUCCUUUUUAACCACUGUAGUUUCAUCCUCGCUACUGUCUAAAUAUAAAAUAUGUAUUAAAUUUUAUAAGUAACAGGUAUAACCUAAACAGGUUACUAAUCAAAUUUAUCUAAUGAAAUUAUAGUCUAUUUAAGUAAGAGCGAAACAUUGCGAAUUCCAUGUGUGUAAUUACCGUCUUCAUCACUUCCUCCUUUACGUUUUCGAGCUGCAGUGCUUCGAAUCUUUCUUCUUUUAAAUAAAAACGUACAAUUUUUCUUGUCCGUUUUGGAUUCUGCGUCUUCCAUACUUGUUUUGUAAACAACCCGACCCUAACGCUUUUAUAACCGAAGAUUUAAAAUUUCUCGAUUAUUUUAGAAUUUCUGAGAUUAUACGUUUCAGUUUUCUAUUCAUUCAACCAAUACUGAGACUAAUUAAGUGGAUUAUAUCUUCAAGCAAAAACGUUUUCAAGGAGGAGAACAGUAUGAAUAAGAAAAAGAAUAUGGCCAUUGACUUUCAAGAUAAUAUGAUAUUGUUGACAAGGAAGUAUUUAAAACGUAAAAUCAUGUGUCCAGAAACAAAGUUUAGACAUCAUGUGAAAGAGCGUAUGCAUGUUUUGGAAUUAUUGAAACGAACAGUUGACAUGGGAGAAAGUAAUUCUGCUUUGUUAAUUGGUCCUAGAGGCAGUGGAAAGACAACAUUAAUUAAUAGUGUUCUAAAAGAAUUAUCAUCGAUAAAAAGUUUCAAAGAUAAUGCCUUGAUAGUAAACCUUCAUGGCCUUGUUCAUACUGAUGACCGUUUAGCACUGAAAGAUGCAACUCGUCAAAUGCAAUUAGAAAAUGUGGUAGGGGACAAAGUUUUUGGUACAUUCGCUGAGAAUUUGGCUUUUUUGCUUGACUGCUUAAAAUCAGGAGAUAAGAAACGUUCAAAACCAGUUAUUUUUAUAUUGGAUGAGUUUGAUUUAUUUUGUGAACAUCAUAAUCAGACUUUACUCUAUAAUCUAUUCGAUAUUGCUCAAUCUGCUCAAGCUCCGAUAUGUGUAAUAGGAAUGACUUGUAGAUUAGAUGUUAUAGAACUUCUAGAAAAAAGGGUAAAAUCAAGAUUUUCUCAUCGCCAGAUAUUUUUGUUCCCUGGUGAUACAUCAUCUUCUGAGCAGCCAACAUCUGCUUUUGAUGAUCGUUUAGAACUCUUCCAACAUCUUCUUAGUCUUCCAGAUGAUGAGAAUGUAAAUAGGAUAGAACAACAGUAUGAUGAUUGUACAAUAGAUCCACAAUUUGGCUCUAUGUGGAAUGAUUAUAUAAAAAGUUUAGUCACUAAUGCAACUAUGGUCAAUCUGUUAAAGAGGAUGUAUCAGAUGGAUACAAGUGAAAGAAGUUUCAGAAAUUUUCUGGCAGUUGCUGUGUCAACAUUGUCAGAGAAACAUCAGAGAUUGGAAGUAAACGAUUUUGUAGAAGCUAGUAAAAUAUUUUCUCAAGAUGAUAAAGUCCUGAUGCUCGAGGGAUUGUCUGUUUUAGAAAUAUGUUUAAUAAUAGCAAUGAAACAUGAAACAGAAAUUUAUGAUGGGGAACCAUUGAAUUUUGAGGCAGUAUAUAAUCGUUACAUUAAAUUUGUCAAUCAGAAUUCAUCCAUACAAAGUGUGCAAAGGCCUGUUAUCAUGAAAGCUUUUGAGCACAUUAAGAACUUGGAAAUCAUAAUACCGGUGAGCGGUAUACAUUCAAAAGUUGAAAAAGAAUAUCAGUAUUAUAAAUUUUUACUGACGUCACAGCAAGUUAUGGAAGCUAUAAAAAAUUAUCCUGGGAUACCAACAGAAGUCUCUCAAUGGGCUUUGAGCAGCGUAUAAUAACGACAAUUUAUGCAUGAAAUUACAGAGAUCAUUGAUAGUUGCAUGACUAAUGCAUCAGUCAUCUGUAAUUUUAGCAAAGUAUUUUACUAGCAAUCAUUAGAUACUUUUCAUCAAUUUUUUAUGGAAAGUAUCAGUGCUAGAAAGUAGCAAAAAGUUUUAUUCCAUAUUGAAAAUUCGUUUUGCUACAACUAUUUAUUAGAGAAGGCGGAAUUCAGUUUCCUAUGUUGUAUUUUGUACAAAUGUUUUAGUGUGCGUGUUUACUUCAACGGUAUAUGUUUUUACAUGUACUGAAACUACUAGUUAAGCAUUGGAGUAAUGUCAACUAUUUUCUAAAAGUUACUAUACCUAUUAUGUAACAUGUUUUUACAGACAAUAUCAUCGUUUGCAUUUACUAUACACGUCUUAUCAUGAACUUGUAAAUAGAUUUAAUGUUCAAGAGUAUCGUAUAAGAUAGAUGAAAUUUAUUUUGUGAUUAUCUAUCGAUACUAUCAUUGAAGAUUAAUUAUUGCUAAUGACAGCAUGAUAAAACGUCCAACAUUACGUCCAUAAUAACUAUAAAAGACAAAGUACUAUUCACAGAAUUAUUUUAUUUGAAACAGAACUAUAAUAAAGGUAACUUCCUUACGUGUGCCAUGCUGUUAAACACUCUUUUAAUAUAUAAAUAUUGUAUAACAUGUAUUUACUGUGUCUGUGAUCUCUGAACAGAUUUGCUCUCUUUUAUUCUGGUGUGUGUAACUAUUAUGUACGUAAUUGCAUAAGAUUUUGAUUAUUUAUCGAAGAAUGUGUGUAUACACUGUACGUGUUUCAGUAAUGUGUGAAAGCAGCGUUAGAACGUGUAUGUGAAUACAUUUAUACGUUUCUAAUAAAUUUACAUUCGAUAAAUUGUUAGAAGGCGUUUGAAAAUAUCAAUUCAUCCAAGCAAAAUGUGGUUUGUUCUGACCAGUUACUGUUGUAUCUGUAACUGUAUUAGACUGACGUGUCUUUGAUGAUAUUUUCCCAAGGGGCAAUUGUUUACCCGCUUUUAAACGAUUUUUGCGAUUAUAUUUUUCAAU
Messenger RNA from Nomia melanderi (Alkali bee), 3478 nucleotides. RefSeq names its product origin recognition complex subunit 4 (gene Orc4). Gene Ontology annotation, biological process: DNA replication; DNA replication initiation. Lineage: Eukaryota; Metazoa; Arthropoda; Insecta; Hymenoptera; Halictidae. Gene Ontology annotation, molecular function: ATP hydrolysis activity; DNA replication origin binding; ATP binding. Gene Ontology annotation, cellular component: nuclear origin of replication recognition complex; nucleus. The record is from RefSeq and is a predicted model, not a curated record.